This is a messenger RNA of Sinocyclocheilus rhinocerous, 2007 nucleotides long. It is a transcript of the gene rab43, whose product is annotated as RAB43, member RAS oncogene family. NCBI's taxonomy places the organism in Eukaryota, Metazoa, Chordata, Actinopteri, Cypriniformes, Cyprinidae. Bases 379 to 1005 code for a protein of 208 amino acids. The transcript has 4 exons. The record is from RefSeq and is a predicted model, not a curated record. Gene Ontology annotation, molecular function: GTP binding; GTPase activity.
CGAUUGGUCGACUGGACGCCGACGUCACAGUUCCAUCCACAGCGUCACUGUUUCGUUUGUUAUAACCGUGACCGUUAUAGUUUUUUCCGGCGAUAAAGAGGUGAAACUAUUUGAUGUCUAGUGCAGCGAGUAACUUCUCAUUCUGUUUAUUUACCACGGUGAAGCAGGCAGGCGCUGCUCUGAGACACCUAAAGCAGCGCCGCUGAUGCGCUUGAGCUCUUCCGCGUUGGCGAGCGCGUGCAGGUGCCGUGUGUGUGUGUGUGUGUGUGUGUGUGUGUGUGUGUGUGUGUGUUUCUCCACGUCACUCACGUCCUCGCGAAACAACCGGAGGCACCGAUUAUCGGUUUAUAGGUGAGCACUCGCUGCACGGCUAACGGCAUGUCACUGCUGGACUCUGACGACAGCUACGAUUUAGUCUUCAAAAUCGUUCUUGUUGGAGAUGUCGGUGUCGGCAAAACUUGUGUGGUUCAGCGUUUCAAGACCGGGAUAUUCAUCGAAAAACAAGGGAACACGAUCGGUGUGGAUUUCACCAUGAAGACGCUGGAAAUACACGGGAAGCGGGUUAAGUUACAGAUUUGGGAUACAGCUGGACAGGAGCGGUUUCGCACGAUCACACAGAGUUACUACCGCAGCGCCAAUGGUGCCAUCAUCACUUACGACAUCACAAAGAGAGCCUCUUUCAUGUCUGUGCCCAAGUGGAUGGAGGAUGUGAAGAAAUAUGGGGGUUCCAACAUUGUUCCUCUGUUAAUUGGUAAUAAAUCAGACUUGCCCGACUUGCGUGAAGUUCCACUUGAGGACGCACAGACCAUGGCUCAUCAGCUGGAUUUUGUUAGUGCCAUCGAGACUUCAGCCAAGGACUCUAGCAAUGUGGAAGAGGCAUUUAACAAAAUGGCCAGUGAGCUCAUUCUCAGACAUGGCGGGCCCAUGUUCACUGAAAAUGUAACGGACAGCUUUAAACUCAACAGCAAGGAUGUGACCAAUGAGGGCUGGGGAUGUGGGUGUUGAUGAAGCAAUAAAAAGCUUUGGUUCUCUUACCACUCACGCAGUUAUAUAAAUUGGGUCCUGUCAGGCAGAUGCUGAAUUUGAAGCGGGAGACGCUAAGGAUACAUUUCUAGGAGUGGCUUAUAAAAGACACCUACAGUUGAACGUAACAGUGAAGACGCUGGGUAGAGACCAUUUUGAUUGCCAAGCACAAAAUUGCCAUGCUUUUUUAAAAAUCAUAACCAGCCAAAAUUUGUUCAAUUAUUUUCAAAACCCAGUAAGAAACAAUUUGUUUCUCCAUUGAACGCAAAAUUGCUGUGCGACGUGACACAAUCAGCCAAUCAGAUCGUGUUUGAUGUUUAAUGUGCAGUUAUGUGUAGCAAGACUUUGGACAAAUGAGAUUUCACAAUGGGCGGGGCUUCCUAGAGAUACAACUAACAAAUAGAAACCAAGCUGUUGACAAAAUAUCCCAUCGCUUGUUGGACCGGCUGUUAAGAUUCGACACUGAACUAUUUCGCAUUCCAUUUGUAGUAAAUGAAAUGUGUCGUCUAGCCAGACUAAGGUCUACUGCCACUUGCUUAAUCUUCCUAAUAGUUAUGUAACCGUUUCAAGACCUUUUGUAACAACGGCUCAGCAAGGCUUAAGUCAUUGUCAUCAAUAUUUCGACAUGUUAUAGCUACUCAAGAUUUCAAGUGCAGAUGCAGCAGUGGUAGUGUGAAAAUGUUGAAAUGGACAUAUGCACCGGAACACACACAUCUAUUCCACGGAAGGGAAUUUCUGUAGAGGUUAUUGGGUUCGUGACCAGAAAUCUCUCAUUCUCCAUUGACUUGACUGACCUGAAUUCUCAGUAUGGUAUCAACAGCCACGGUCCGAAGACAUUUUGCCAAUGUUUUCAGUACGUUUUUAAGAUUUAAAGAAAAAUGCAACCUUUUUAAGAGUGCAUUCAAUAAUGAAGGUAGCCAGGUUCUGUUGUAAAUGAGUGGCCAUCUGCAGUUCUCUAGGGUAAAUUGGUUUGAAUACAAUGUG